This is a messenger RNA of Exophiala spinifera, 3761 nucleotides long. RefSeq lists its product as uncharacterized. Lineage: Eukaryota; Fungi; Ascomycota; Eurotiomycetes; Chaetothyriales; Herpotrichiellaceae. The annotation marks the transcript as partial. The record is from RefSeq and is a predicted model, not a curated record. Gene Ontology annotation, molecular function: ATP binding; nucleic acid binding. Gene Ontology annotation, cellular component: nucleus; chromosome. The transcript has a single exon.
AUGAAUUUCAGUUGGAAACUACCCAGCCACAAUCGGCCGACGCCACAUGCCUACGCCAUCCCUACCCAUGACACACCACCACCACCACCAACUAACAUCGUAGUCACAGAGCUAGACGACCCCAUACUAUAUAAUCGUGUAUAUCGUGUUCUUAUCUGCACCACUCACCAUUACGCCCUACGAAAUCUCGCGCGACAUCUGCUGAAUGAGCAUACUCUCCCGCCGAGACGACGAAAGGAGAUUAUCGCCGCGCAUGCUGAUGAUGAUUGUGUGUCGCCCGAGCAAAUCGAGUCGCCCAUCGAGCUGGUUGACCCUAUUAAGGGGUUGGCGGCGCCGGUCACCGUCUAUCAAUGUCAAGCCAGUAUAUGUCGAGUCAUUCAGGGUAAUCAUGAUAAUAUUCGAAAGCACGCCAAUCGAGAACAUGGCUGGCGGAAGUCUCGGGAUCAACCAACAUAUUGGAACAUCGUUCAAGCCCAGACCUUCUUUACCAGUCGUAAUCUCAUCAAGUACUUUGUGGUUCGAACCGAUCACGGCGAGACUCAUCACCUCGAUGCUAAUCAGUCCACUUUGAAUGUCGAUCACUCGGUUCCCCGUCUAGCACUACAGAGAACACCAUCCCAUCUCCAUAAAGAAGAAGUGGAGCGCAUCAAACUCGAGUGGUCAGCCGCUCGUGCACGGUACGAUGAAAAAUUGAAGGUAAUGGAUGAGGAGACCCUGAAACAAGAUCGGACUGGAUGGUACAAGCACACCGAAUGGCCCGAGCACUUGGCGAAGCGGAGCUUGCGAUUCUUGGCCCAUGCCAGCCGACUCCCAGAUCGAGAUGAAGUUGUGCUGCACGAGGCUGUACGAGUACUGGAUCUUGUACUGCAAUGUGCGGUGGUGGGUCUCUCAACAUUGGAGCAGGAGCUUCGACGGUGGCUUCGUAGCGCCAAACAGGGCGAACCUGAUGUCCGACCAUUCUCUCGACUACAAGAACCGAACAGCCAAGACCGAUAUCACGGCUAUAUGCGACGCUUUCUGUGUCUCGUCUUACGGGUAUGGCUAUCUUCACAGGACCCCCAGCAGCUUGACCAACCGAAUUCGAGUUCAUCACCGGAGUCUCGACCAGACCCAAUCAUCGAAACCCAUGAGACGCUGUCGGAAUCGGUGGAUGAUAGCGAGGAUGACAAGGAGGAGGAUGAUGAUCAAGGGAUAGCCUUAAGUAGCGAAAGUGAGGAUGAGAGCGAGACCGUCGAUCGAGAGAAGUCUAUCGACCCAAUGAAGGAUGCUCGUGAGUUGUUUCCGUGGCAGGGUGAGCAGUGGACACUAGUAUCACAACUCUAUGAUCAGCUCACAUCAUCGGAGACGACAUCAAAUGUCGACCUCGAAGAGAUCUCCCCGGCAGACAAGGCUUCAAUGCAAGCGAUGUUGAGGGUCUUUCAGAGUUUCAUUUUUCAGAAGGUCGGUGGCCAGCAGUUCAAGAGCGGGUUAAUUCAUUUUUUGGCCGUGCUGGGCAUCGACGAGGACAACAAUCGACUGCGACGAGCGUCCGACUUCUCAUACGUGUUGGCUGGGGUGGUGUACUGUGUUCGGCUACUCGGAGUGGAGAUCUUACUCCCGUCACAACAUCGCGAUGAACAAGAGGAUAACGACGACGUCCGUGAGCGCUUUCUCGAGCAGCGCCGACAAUAUCUGGCUGAUGGCAGUGGCACCCCAAUGAGUAAAAUGCUCAGUUUACUGGCAUACAGUAAACAUAUCGCGAUGGACACAGGCAAUGCCGGCAGUGUGUCAUGGUCUCGGGACAAAAAGACACUCUACUUUCGCGGACGAGCCAUUGAGAUCGCGCUGUUCCGGAAGAUGAUUGUCGAUGCCAUCGGACGGGCUGAGGACAUGCUAUGGCGGGACCUGAUGUGGGUGGAGGAUGUACAGGACCGAUUCGAGGUGGAUUUACACUCUCUCGUGGACGAUGUGACCUUUACUCGGCGGGGGAUUUCAUUCAUCAACAAGAGCAGCAACGGUCUCAGUCACGGCUUAGACUGGAUGCUCGAGCGAAUGCUGUCUCAGCCACCGACGCAACGGCUCCGUACCCAGGGCCACUGGCGAGCUCGUCGGAUCCGGCGCUAUCUCCGUCGUGUGGAUGACUUCUUGCGACUACUACUGUUUUGUGUGCACACCACGUCCGGUCAGCCCGCGCGCGGCACGGAGAUCACGAGUAUUCGCUUUCAGAAUGGCUGCCUGCAGGACCGAAAUGUGUUUGUGAUUGACGGCCAGGUGGUGAUUGUGACGCGCUACCACAAAUCCCAGUCUCAAUAUGAUCGCCCUAAGGUCGUGCCGCGCUUUACCCCAUGGCGGGUCGGACAGAUGACCGUCAUCUAUCUCGCGUUCGCACGACGGCUUCGAGAGCAUCUACUGGUACAGGUUGAAGGUCAGGGCUGGAGUGAUCACAUCUGGUGCCACGACAAAGGGAUUUGGGACACGGACCGCAUGACCAGGAUUAUCCGGCAGGAGACGGCGAUGGGGAUUGGUCACGGCUACACCACGUUGGACUAUCGUCACAUUGCCGUCAGUAUCGGGCGUGUCACGGUGGGAGAAUCAUUCGCGUCGGGCUACAAGGAGGAGAUCGGCGAAGUCGAGGAACCGGAGGUCGACGAGGAGAGCGGGUUGGAUCUGCAGAGUGGCCGUGGCGAGAAGCAAGGGUCAUUGAAGUAUGGUGUGCCGGUGGACAUUAUUGCGUAUCUGUCCGUGCGGUCUCUCGAAACCUUCCGCCCUCUCAGCGAGGGUUGGCACCAGUUUCUCGGGCUCAAGAGUACUGCCGUGACCGAAUUGCGUCCCGCGAAUCUGGCCACGAAGACCAGCAAGCGCGCUCGGACCUUGACCAGCGCGAACGAGAACCCACCGGCUCUCUGGCGACCACCAUUCGCCUCUACUUCUUCUUUGGUGUGCCAUCAGCCGAGCUCCGCCGAGUCUCCCGGUCACGAGGGUACCGUGAGACUGGCCCACGCCACCGGGAUAGCCACCGUCCGCCACGAGGAACGCGAGGCCCAGGUGGCCCAGGCCAUGCGGCGGCUUUUUGGAGGAGAUGCGACGGGUCAUGCCCAACCAUUUCGAUCACGAGAGCAAGAGGAAGGGGUCGAGGCGGUACUCCGGCAGGAGAGUCCCGUGGUCGUGGUGUUGCCCACCGGUGGUGGUAAGACGGUGCUGGCGAUGGUGCCGGCGUUGUUGGACGCCGAGGGAGUCACGGUUCUCGUGGCGCCCUUUCGUGCCUUGGUCGAUGACAUGGUUCGGCGAUUCCGACAGGCCGGGAUCGACUGCCGUGAAUGGCGGUUUGGAGAAGUCAACCCGGCGACCGUGGUCGUGGUUAGCGCGGACAUCGCGGCGAGCUAUGGGUUUUUGAGUUACGCGCGAGAGCUUCAACGACAGGGUUUUCUCCGUCGUAUCUUCAUCGACGAGUGCCAUCUGACCUUCACGUCGAGCGACUGGCGGCCCAAGCUCUGGCAGCUUCGACAGCUCCGCACACUUUCAUGCCCGAUGAUACUCCUCACCGCGACCCUCCCACCGCUACUGGUGUUCGAGCUCGAGGAGGUUAUGCUGGUCCGCAAUGCUCGACUCAUCCGUGGGUCGACCAUCCGAGCGCAGCAUCGCUAUCAAGUUCAGACUUGCCGGCCCGGGGCACUUUUGGCCGAAGCGGUCCGACUGUGUCUUCGGCGCAAGCCCCAUCUUCGGCGCCAGAAAGGGGUGGUCUACUGCUUAGCCCGAGAGGACUGUCGAGGCCUCGCGGAGGA